GUGGGGAGUGCUUUACACUCAGUGUUAGAACACUUGUGAAAGUGUUUGUUUCUGAAAAGCAGAAAAGGAAACUUCCAGGAUCAUGCUUGAAGAGCUUUUUAAGUCCUCCAUUUCCGUUUUGCUUUUGGGGGUCAUCAUUGGCCUGUUGAUCAUUCAGAUUCUUUUAUCCAGCUUCAGCUCUAAAGAAAGGAGAGAGCCUCCAGGACCCAGACCUUUUCUUCUGCUCGGUAACCUGCUGCAGGUCGAUCUCAAGAGGCUCGACAAAUCUCUCUUUGAUCUUUCUAAAACAUAUGGACCAGUGUUUACAGUCUACUUUGGACUAAAGAAGGUCAUAGUCAUAGCAGGUUACAGGGCAGUCAAAGAGGCUCUAGUAAACCAUGCUGAAGAGUUUGGAAACAGAGAAGUCACGCCCGUCUUCUAUGACUUUAACAAAGGACAUGGAAUACUAUUUUCCAAUGGUGACUCGUGGAAGGAAAUGAGGCGCUUUGCUUUAAGUACCCUGAAAGAUUUUGGAAUGGGCAAGAGGAUUAGUGAGGGAAAAAUCAUUGAGGAAUGUCACUAUCUGAUCCAAGAAUUUAAACAGCAUCAAGGGAAAGCCUUCAACAAUAGGCAGACACUAGUUUAUGCUGCUUCAAACAUUAUAUCAGCUAUAAUGUUUGGAAAGAGGUUUGAAUACAAAGAUCCUGUCUUCCAAGCUAUGGUGGAAAGAGACAAUGAGUCCAUCCGUCUGACGGGCUCAGCUUCCCUUCUGAUAUACAACAUAGUUCCGUGGCUGGGUCCAUUUCUUAAAGACUGGAGGGAUUUGAUGAAAAAUGUUGAAGACAACAAGGCGGAGAUGAAAAGGAUCAUAGGAAACCUUAAAGAGACUUUCAACCCUGAGAUGUGCAGAUGCUUUGUUGAUGCGUUUCUGAAUCAUAGGCAAAAACUGGAGAAGUCUGAAAUCAAGGAUUCACACUAUCAUGAUGAUAACCUGCUCUACAGUGUGAUAAAUCUGUUUGCAGCUGGAACCGAUACCACAGGAAAUACACUUCAGUGGUGUCUGCUGUACAUGGCCAAGUACCCUCAUAUCCAAGACCAGGUUCUGGAAGAGCUGAACAGGGUGGUUGGAAGUCGACAAGUUUGUGUCGAGGACAGAAAGAACCUGCCGUACACUGAUGCUGUUAUCCAUGAGUCACAAAGACUUUGCAACCUUGUUCCCAUGGCUAUUCCUCACAGAACCAGCAGAGAUGUUUCCCUUCAUGGCUAUUUUAUCAAAGAGGGAACUACUGUAUUUCCCCUUCUCACUUCAGUCCUAUACGAUGAGAGUGAAUGGGAGAACCCGUUUACUUUUACCCCUUCUCAUUUCCUUGAUCAGGAGGGUAAAUUUGUCAGGAGAGAUGCCUUCAUGCCAUUUUCUGCAGGGCGCAGGGUGUGUCUCGGAGAAGGUCUGGCCAGAAUAGAGAUCUUCCUGUUCUUCACGUCUCUCCUUCAGCACUUUCGAUUCACGCCCCCUCCUGGAGUUUCAGAGGAUGAACUGGACCUGACACCAGUUGUGGGCUUCAUACUCUCUCCUUCACCUCAGAAGCUGUGUGCUGUCAGACGCCAAUGAAAAAGAACCAGAAAUUUUUGAUAACUGUGUGUUUUUCUUAUGAAUUAGCAUUAGUCUAUAGAGUGAAGUACCCGUAAAUCUAAUGCACAGUGAUGGUAUUCUAUGCACUGACAUCUACUUUAGUCUACAUAUCCUCCUUGAUUAAUCCUUUCUAAAGACAA
Molecule: messenger RNA, 1749 nt
Organism: Pundamilia nyererei
Lineage: Eukaryota; Metazoa; Chordata; Actinopteri; Cichliformes; Cichlidae
Product: cytochrome P450 2K1-like
Exons: 9
Coding region: 83-1588 (501 amino acids)
Biological process (GO): xenobiotic metabolic process
Cellular component (GO): cytoplasm; intracellular membrane-bounded organelle
Molecular function (GO): oxidoreductase activity, acting on paired donors, with incorporation or reduction of molecular oxygen, reduced flavin or flavoprotein as one donor, and incorporation of one atom of oxygen; iron ion binding; heme binding
Source: RefSeq, a predicted model, not a curated record